Rhinopithecus roxellana (golden snub-nosed monkey) is the source of this 7516-nucleotide messenger RNA. It is a transcript of the gene ARRB1, whose product is annotated as arrestin beta 1. Bases 328 to 1560 code for a protein of 410 amino acids. Gene Ontology annotation, biological process: visual perception; signal transduction; G protein-coupled receptor internalization. The transcript is spliced from 15 exons. Lineage: Eukaryota; Metazoa; Chordata; Mammalia; Primates; Cercopithecidae. The record is from RefSeq and is a predicted model, not a curated record. Gene Ontology annotation, molecular function: G protein-coupled receptor binding.
CCUGACGCGUCCUGCAGCGCUGCCCUGGCUCGCUGGGCGGCGCGCGCACACGCAGACGCGCGCGCGCGCACACACACACACACACAUACACACACACACACCCCGCGCGGUUCCACGCCCCUGACCGCGGCCCGGGCGCUGCGCUGCUCUGCGCGGCGGGAGGCGGGCGGGGACCGGGGGCGGGGGCGGCGGCGGCGGCGGCGGCCUGGAGAGCUGAGAAGGCGGAGCAGGGAGCCGGGAGCGGGCUGGCCCGCGCUCCUCCUGCUGGCCGGGGAUUUUCCAGCCUGGGCGCUGACGCCGCGGACCUCCCUGCGGCCGUCGCGGACCAUGGGCGACAAAGGGACCCGAGUGUUCAAGAAGGCCAGUCCGAAUGGAAAGCUCACCGUCUACCUGGGAAAGCGGGAUUUUGUGGACCACAUCGACCUCGUGGACCCCGUGGAUGGUGUGGUCCUGGUGGAUCCUGAGUAUCUCAAAGAGAGGAGAGUCUAUGUGACACUGACCUGCGCCUUCCGCUAUGGCCGGGAGGACCUGGAUGUCCUGGGCCUGACCUUUCGCAAGGACCUGUUUGUGGCCAAUGUGCAGUCCUUCCCACCGGCCCCCGAGGACAAGAAGCCCCUGACACGGCUGCAGGAGCGCCUCAUCAAGAAGUUGGGCGAGCACGCCUACCCUUUCACCUUUGAGAUCCCUCCAAACCUUCCAUGCUCUGUGACACUGCAGCCGGGGCCCGAAGACACAGGGAAGGCUUGCGGUGUGGACUAUGAAGUCAAAGCCUUCUGUGCGGAGAAUUUGGAGGAGAAGAUCCACAAGCGGAAUUCUGUGCGUCUGGUCAUCCGGAAGGUUCAAUAUGCCCCAGAGAGGCCUGGCCCCCAGCCCACAGCCGAGACCACCAGGCAGUUCCUCAUGUCGGACAAGCCUUUGCACCUAGAGGCCUCCCUGGAUAAGGAGAUCUAUUACCAUGGAGAACCCAUCAGUGUCAAUGUCCACGUCACCAAUAACACCAACAAGACGGUGAAGAAGAUCAAGAUCUCAGUGCGCCAGUAUGCAGACAUCUGCCUUUUCAACACAGCUCAGUACAAGUGCCCUGUUGCCAUGGAAGAGGCUGAUGACACUGUGGCACCCAGCUCGACGUUCUGCAAGGUCUACACACUGACCCCCUUCCUAGCCAAUAACCGAGAGAAGCGAGGCCUCGCCUUGGACGGGAAGCUCAAGCAUGAAGACACGAACUUGGCCUCUAGCACCCUGUUGAGGGAAGGCGCCAACCGUGAGAUCCUGGGGAUCAUUGUUUCCUACAAAGUGAAAGUAAAGCUGGUAGUGUCUCGGGGCGGUGAUGUGGCUGUGGAACUGCCUUUCACCCUAAUGCACCCCAAGCCCAAAGAGGAACCCCUGCAUCGGGAAGUUCCAGAGAACCAGACGCCAGUAGAUACCAAUCUCAUAGAACUUGACACAAAUGAUGACGACAUUGUAUUUGAGGACUUUGCCCGCCAGAGACUGAAAGGCAUGAAGGAUGACAAGGAGGAAGAGGAGGACGGUACUGGCUCUCCACAGCUCAACAACAGAUAGACGGGCCGGCCCUGCCUCCACGUGGCUCCGGCUCCACUCUCAUGUGCUCGGAUGCUUAUUCGUCUUCUUCCCGUUCUGGUUUCUUUUCCCCUUUGUUCUUCCAGUUUCUACCAGGGGGACCCGUGGCCUUCCAGAUCACGGUGAUGAACCUCUGACCUCAGGAUUGGCCCCACGUCACCAUGCCAACAGGACCACAGCACACCAGCUCCACCCCAUCUCUGCCAUUGCCUCUCCACUCCCCUCCUUUUCAUGCUGUCUCCCGGAAAAGCUACCAGGGUUCUGGCCUUGGAAUUGGACUUGAGAUGGGGAGCAGACAGGGGAGGAUGGGGCAUGCAGGACACGGUGUGGUGGGCACGAGGGCUUGGAGGGAUGGGGAUGAGGGCUCAAGACACGAGAGAAGAUGUCCACAGUCCCAGGUGGUUAACAAAGUUCUGGCAGCUAAAAGAUGACCGCAUUGAAGGCCACCUCCUUCUGGCUGGGAGGGGCAGACCUGUGGACAGAUUCUCAGUGCCUUUUUGAAGUUCUGACCCACCAAAGACCUUCUGCCUUCACCCUCCUCCCCACCCGAUGUCCCUCUGUGUCUGAUAGUGACGUUGGUGAAAGUUUGUAGACCACAGGAGUAGAGAAAAGCAACUGGAGUGACUUUCUUACCAGCAGUUACCUAGGCUGAGGCAAGCUGUGUGGACUCAACAAAGUAUAUUUCAGUACUGUCAGGAUGUGACAUCUUAGCUACCUUGUAUUUCAAGUGCAUGGGCCUGUCUAGAGAUAUGCAGAGAGAAAAGCAGAGGAAGGGAGGGAGGGGGUCUUCAGCAAGCACCAGCCCACAGCAGAGUUAGCUGAAGCUCUUGAUGAGGGUUCCCGAAGUGGGCCGCUGGGAGAUGGAGGCAGGGGGUGGGGAGAGGAGAGUCUGCCUUAUGUCCCUUCCUUGUGGACUUCACAUGGUCAUGCAGGAAGUGAGGAUGGGGGUCUAGCGGGGGCUGAGGCCACUAGUAUCCUCCUGCUUCCCCCUGCCAUUCUCCAGGGCUGGACUGAACCUGCAGACUGGGAGAGUGUGCCUGAGGCCACCAUGCCACAGUCAAAGGGGGUCCUAUCCCAGAAGGUGGCAGCAUCCAUGGAGAUAUCCUCACCCAAAGGGAAGGAGGCUGCUGGGUAGCAAAUAAGCCCCUUCUUUUCUUGGGGAGUUGAUGACCUCCAGUAGCUCCCAGUGUCCAUGGGUACCCAGUAUGCAUUGGCUGGUGUUGGCGUGAUUGAGACCUAGGGCAAUUCCUGGGGCAAGAAGCCAGAUGGGAGAUGAGGUAUGAGUGUUAGGAGUUACCCUCUUUGCCUGGCCUUUGAGAAUAACUUACUGUGUGACUUUGGGCAAGUUCCUUCCCCACUCUGGGCCUCAGUUUCUCACUUGGGAAAGCAAGGAGUUUGACCAGAUGAUCACAAUGGGCCUUCCUAGCUCUGGCCACCAAGAAUUUGGGAAUAUUAGCGCUCCUGGUCUGGUGGGUGGAUCCAGAGCUGCUGCCUGGUCUCUCUGCCUCCAGAGUGGUUUUAUUGGACCUCAGAGGUGGCAGGGCCCUAGGGAGCACCAACUCCCCUCAACUUCACCCCCUGCCUAGGACUGGGAAGGGAUUGAUGUCAGGCUGUGGCCAUAGCUAGCCUGAGUUGCCCAAGGAGGGACAGAGCAUGUCUUUGCUGAGGCUUGGCUGAGGGGCUUGUGAUAGGGCCUGCAGUACCUCACUGCCCCCUGUGGAUGCAGACACCCUGAGGUUUACCCAAACAAAUAUAUUGAUUAGCAGGACAAGGGCUCUCUUCUCAGUUUCUGCUCCCUUCCAUCUCUGUCCCAUACUUGUCUGAAAAGGGAGACAAAAAAAUCUUACGCAAGUGGCAUCUCAGUCCUUUCCAGUCCAGCACCUCUUGGGAGCAGGCAGUGUGACUUAUUUCCCACGGUGAAAUCACCUGUUUCACAAGCCUGGCAGUGCGACUUCUGAGGCUCAUUCCAUCCACUCAACCUAAGCCACCCCUCCCCAGACCAGAACCAAGUCAGCUAGGGGCAGUCUUACUCCCCGGUCUCCCAGGCAUCCAGCCCCUCCUAGAGCUUGCUGGGCAGGCUGUACCUCAUCCGGGCAGGCACAGAGCUAAUGAAAUGCUGGAGCAGUGCAUGGCAAACAUACACACCCCCCUCCCCGUGUCUUCUGAAACAUUUGGGGCUGACACAAGACCCUUUAGUGUUUGGAAUGACCUCUUUCCUGCAAACCUCUUCCCCUAUCCCUAACGCAUGCAUGGAAAAGUUUUGUCAGGCUGGUUUCCCGAGCCUCCGCCUCAACAUCACACUCACCCUUUUGGGUUUAGCCCAGUGUUGUUUAGCAAAUUUCUCCAGCUGCAGGGAAGGGUCAGAGCACUAUCUUUUUUUUGUUUUUCUCCUUGAGCCAGGACUGUACAAGGCAAUGGCCAAACGUAGUUGAAUUCAGCCUACCAUCCUUUGCUGAUAACUCGGCUCUAUGCCAAGUACGGGAGACACAGAGAUGGGUCAGUCCCAGCCCCCAUCCUCAGGAAGCCCACAGUCAGGGGAAUGUUGUAGGGGGAGGUAAUAGAGGACAAUUGCCUUCAGGGCUCCUGGUGGCUGCUGGUCCCUAUCGUACCUUGAUGUGAGUUAGAAGACAGUGCCCUUUCCAGGUGAUUCAGACCCACACUAGAAUGCAUAGCUUUGUGAGUGACACACAGGUUGGAUUUUAGCACCCCUUUCCCCUUGGCCAUGUGCUGCAGCCUCGAGGGACACACAGACCAAAGUGUUUCCUUCAGCUUCUUCCUGGAGAGGAAGCACCAGGUCAUGUUUCCAAGCUUCUGGUCAACUCCAGGCAGCACCUCCCAGCCCCCAAACAUGGCCAAGCGAGUGCUUCUCUGCAGGGCCCCUUUCCCUUCUGGAGUCAUUCCAUCCAGGUGAGACCUUGAAGUGAAACUAGGGGUGGCGGAGCCUCACUAGGCCCCAGGCACCAGCCCACAGUACUGGUGGUUUCUGUGCCAAGCAUUUGGGGCCUGCGCUUGCCAAGCCGUCCGUCACCGGGACUUUGUAGUGCACCCUGUGGGUGGCGUGUGGACACCAGUCUUGACAGGAAGGAAGAGCAUGGCCUGGUGAAAACCCACCGAGCAGAGGGCCAGCUGGACCUCCUCAGCAUUCCACCCAGGGGAAGAGUUCAGUCCCCAUGAAGAUAAGGACUGAGUUAUUUGGCUGCACCUCAGCGUCAAAGCUCAGCCCUGCUAGAGUGGGUUCACCUGGCUGUUGGUUUUGUGGGAGAGUUCCUGACAAGCUGGUUCCUACGUGGUGCAGUAAAAGGAAUUCUGUCCUGGAAGUCCCCAGUGCCACCUCUCAGUCCUGGCUGUCACCAACCACCUGGGGGACUUGGGCAAGCUACUUAACCUCUGGGGCUCAGUUUCCCUAACUGUAAAAUGGGAUUGUAAUCCUUUCCCUUCCUGACGCAGGAAUUGUUAUGAGGCCCAGAUGAGACGAAAGUCAGCGGUCAGGGCUCUAAGUUGAAAAUGGCUGCAUGGGUGUGGCCCUGCCACUGCAGGGAUGGCCCAAGGUCACACAGGAAGUUUGCUGCGGGAGAAGCCCUCCCCACCAGUCUUCAUCACUUGCCCUGCUUCUCACUUAGGUAGAUGUCAACCAGAAUGAGAUACAGCUAAUUUGGCUUUGAUGACCUAGCGGAGCGGGAAAUUUAGACACGAUUCAGGAAUAUUAUGCCCAAAAAUAGUGGUCCCAUCAACCAGGACACAGAGGGAAGACGUGGAUAUUGUCAGUGAGUGGUGGAGGUGGACAUCUUGGACCCUCAUAGGCCUGGAGUCACUCACAUCUCCCAUCUGUCAGAACCCCACAGAGGCCAAGGGGCCUUAGCUCUGACCCCAGGUUAAAGAGAGCCACCAGCCCCCCAUUUGCAGAAAAUCUAAGGGCAAGGAGAAAUAGAAAUUGCCUGUUCCUUCCCUUGAAAGUGUAAGGCCUCUUGCAGGAUCAGCUGGAGCCACCACAGCUUCUCAGUGACAUUGGGAGGGUUUCAGGCCCAGGGAAAACCUAAGCCUUUUGCCCUGAGAGCUGAGCCACAGCGGAUGCAUCCCCCAGUGGCGCCAGCAGUCCAGAGCGGCAGCUUCUCUCCUGCCAGUCACUGGGGCCUGGUUGUUCCCCACCCAUCCAGGAGGAAGGGUUUAGGUCCCAGUCUUACACUCUUACAGGGUCUCAUGGACGCAGGCCUAUGCCUGUUCUGAUACGUAUGUUUUUUAAACUCAAAAGGACCAAAAGAGACUCCUGAACCCUCAUCUAUAUGGCCUGCAUUGGGCCUGGUGUGUCUUCCUGGCCCAGGCAGCUCCAUCACUUCUGCCAUCCCUUCUGGACUAAAGUUGCAGGAUCCCCACCUCUAUCACUUCCCCAGAGGGUCACUGCACAGUGGCUUCAAAGAGAGGCCCUGUUGAAGGGGAAACAUCCUCCCCCCAUCACACUCCCAACUCGUCACCCCAAAAGGGAAGUCAAAGCACAGGUCUGUGGGGCCCAUGGUUUGUAGACACUGAUACAGUGGUUUUCAAACCAGGUGCUGCGGAACCCCUGGUAUUCCACAGAGCUUUGCCAGGGGAUGCUAAGGUGGGAAGAUGGGAGUGGAGGCAAAGGAUAAGUUUCCAGCCUUCCUCCCAUUUCCACCUCCACCAGAACAACUCUGCUUUUAUUUGUCUUGCCUACUGAGAUUUCAUUUUCAAGCUUUCUUUGAAGAAAACCUUCAAACCACCAUCUCCAGGUUUGAUCUUAGACCAGCCAGCACAGGUUCUAUUCUUGCUGCUCAUGUUGGAAUGGCUCCAGCAUUCCAGUACAAAGUGUCUUUGUGUUGGAACCUGACACACACACACACACACACACACGCGCGCGCGCGCGCGCGCGUACAUAGUUGAUGGUUUUUCUAGCCAACCCACUCUGAAGCUCUGGCCAAUGUUUGAUUUGAACAGGGGCCUGGUGCUCAGUGGGGAUGGGUCUUGACCCUGAUAUUGGCCCAUGAGGCAUGGGGACCUCUGCAGCAAGGAAACAGGCUCAAUCCCACACCUAGGACUUGUGUCUGCACCACUGUCUGGCACCCCACUUUCCUGGCCCAGGCCCAGGGGACAGCAGGAGAAGCAGUGUGAUGGAGAGAGAGAGCCUAGGGUUAAAUUCAUCUUUACACAGAGCCAGAUGGAUGGAAAUCUUGGCUCACAUAAAAGACAGACUCAGGGAGGAUUUUAUGACAAAAGUCCCUCCUUUGAGGGCAGGAUUCCCCCAGGAAUCCUGUACACUUUAGUGAGACCUGGAUCAGCCCUUGGUACAAAGUCCUGCCUGCCCUGCCCCCCACCCCCACCUCCCAAGGAAUUCUAGGUGAAAAUGUGAAGCUCAGGGCACAGCAAGCGCAUGACAUGAGUGUAUUACAUUAGGUCUGAGUGUGUCCUUAGUUUCCCUGUGUGUAAAAUGAGGCUAGUGCCAGGCUCUUCCCACCUCACUGGGACAAUUGCAAGGGUCAUAGGAGAGUUGGGUAUGAUAGGUGGUCAUAUGAGGUGGUGGGUAUAAGAAGUGGGUGCCUCACAAACUCGGGGCGUGGUCCUGACCUGCAUGGCAGAUGAGGAGAGCACUUGGGAACGAGCAUAGGAAGUGCCGUCUUCCCGGGCAUCUCUGCUCCGUGUUAAGGUCUAGCCACAGAUGCUGUGGCACCUGCCUCUUCCUAUGGAAUGGGGGCCUGCAUGGAUUGUGUCCUGGGGCAGGAGUGAGGGAUGGCUGGGAAGAAUCUGCAGGUCUGUGGCCCUUGUGUUGAGUGAUUAUUUUGUGACACUCUCAUUCCUGGACCACCUGCCAGGUUUAUCUGUUAUACCUGUGGCAUUCUUAUGUCAGACAAAUUAUUAUAGUUUAUUCAACUCUAACAAAUGAACAAAAUAAUAAUAAAUAGGAAGCCAUUAAAGGUCUUUUGUGGCA